This is a messenger RNA of Rasamsonia emersonii CBS 393.64, 834 nucleotides long. Its product is annotated as Thioredoxin reductase. The record is from RefSeq and is a predicted model, not a curated record. The transcript has 3 exons. Lineage: Eukaryota; Fungi; Ascomycota; Eurotiomycetes; Eurotiales; Trichocomaceae. The coding region runs from base 1 to 834 and encodes 277 amino acids.
AUGUCCAAAGCAGUCCACCCCCUCGUCGAAACGCUCAUCAUCGGCGGCGGCCCCGCCGGCCUGGCGACUGCCCUCGGGCUCGCGCGCGCCCGCCGCCAGGUAAUCCUCUUCGACUCGGGCAAGUACCGCAACUGGCACGUCUCGCACAUGCACAACGUCAGCACGAAUGCGGACGGCAUUUUCGAGGCGACGGACGCAGCGGGCGAGACCUGGAGGGGCAAGACCCUUGUCCUCGCCACGGGUGUCACUGACAACAUGCCCGAUCUGCCGGGCUACAAGGAGUGCUGGGAGAGCUGCAAGAUCUACCAUUGCCUCUACUGCCACGGCUACGAAGAUAGCGACUGCGCAUCCGCCGGCAUUAUCGCCGCCUUUGGGCUGACCUCCGACGCCCACCUGGCGGCGCAGUUCGCGGGUAAGGUGGUCGUGUACACCAACGGCUCCGAGGAGUUGGCGCAGCAGGUGCAGGAGCUUGUGAAAAACAACCCGAAGAUCACGACCGACACGCGACCCAUCGAGGCGCUCAUCAAGGAGUCCGAUGCAGACGGCGAGCCCGGCAUCAAGCUCGGCGCGUCGGACAGUGCGCCUGCAGAGACCGUCUCCCACCGGUUCUUCGUCCAUGCGCCGGAUGCCUUGGCCAAUGUCAGCUUCGCCAAGUCUCUGGGUCUGGAGCUCUCGCCCAACGGCGCGGAGAUUAAGACGACGGCGCCGUUCAAUGCCACCAAUGUGCCUGGGUGCUAUGCUGUCGGCGAUGUCGGAUCGCCGCUGAAGGCUGUUAGCCAGGCGAUGGCGUUGGGAAGUGUUGCGGCUGCGGGAGUUACGACGAAUUUGUUUUGA